Messenger RNA from Caenorhabditis briggsae, 2316 nucleotides. RefSeq names its product Protein CBR-HIM-14 (gene Cbr-him-14). NCBI's taxonomy places the organism in Eukaryota, Metazoa, Nematoda, Chromadorea, Rhabditida, Rhabditidae. Gene Ontology annotation, biological process: mismatch repair; reciprocal meiotic recombination. Gene Ontology annotation, cellular component: nucleus. Gene Ontology annotation, molecular function: ATP-dependent DNA damage sensor activity; mismatched DNA binding; ATP binding. The transcript has 15 exons. The coding region runs from base 1 to 2316 and encodes 771 amino acids. The record is from RefSeq and is a predicted model, not a curated record.
AUGUAUAGUAAUAAAAGCCUUCAAAGGCGUCGAAGACAACAAGUCACAGAAAGUCUGUCGGAAGAAAAAUUCUCAAAUUCUCUGAUCCGCCUGAAUGGUCAGAGCCUUCUGGAUACAACUGGAAACAAUACAACGACCAGAAACAACAGUUCUGAUGUAGUCAUAGUUAUCAUGGAGGGGCGUGGCAGUAGUGAAGGCCAGAUCGGAAUCGCGAUGCAUGAUGUUCGACACCCAGAAAUCAAUUUGUGUGAGUUCGUGGAUUCGAGAGAAUACGCGACACUGAAAACUAUGAUCAAUGUACAUGAAGCUUAUGAUAUUGUAAUUCAAAAUGGAAACGAGGAACGAGGAGCAACAAAGCUUCUUGGAGAAGCCUUAAUGACUGCCUUUCCAGAUGCUUCUUUACAAUCAAUUCAUGCGAAAUACUUCAAACCCGAAAGAGGUCAAAGCCAACUCGAAUCCUUGAUGAACGCAGAAGUUUCCACCGUAUCAGAAGGCUGUUUUCGUCGUUCUCUUGCUCUUGGCGCAUUGGCAGUUCUACUCAAAUACAUUCAUGAGACUCGAUGCGUCUUCUUUCGUGUAAAAUCACUGCGUAUCAAAGAAAUGGGAGUGAAUGAUACUUGCAUGAUCGAUUUUGUGUCAUGGGAAAGUUUGGAAAUAAUUGACAAGGAUGACGCUAGUAAAGCAAGAAAAUGUCAGAUGAAACAGAAAAGAACACUGAUGUCCGUUUUGAAUCACACCGUAACUGCCAAUGGUUACCGUCUUCUUCGAUCUAACGUUCUGCAACCAUCCACACAUAUAUCAACUAUCGAAGCUCGUCAAGAGUCCGUUGAAGAGCUCAUCGCAAAACCACAAUUGAAAGAAAAACUGAGAAGAACUCUGUUGAGAGCUCAUGAACUAGACAGAGUUAUUGCAAUGUGUAUUCAAACAUCGUCUUCGUGGACCGUCAGAGAAUCUGAAGCGAAAAUCAACCAGAUCAUCAAAUUGAUUCAAACCCUGAAAGUCAUUCAAGGCAUCAGAGAACUUCUUGUUUCGGCACGAGUUAAAUCCGAUUUGUUAAACGAAAAAACGGAGUUUCUCAAGGAUCCUCGUUUCGACCAAAUCAUGAAUAUUCUGCUUGAGAAAGUGGAUGAUUCACUUUGCGACGGCCGUAAGAACUCGCUACAUCUUCAGAAUACGAAGUGUUAUGCCGUUAAGCAUUAUGUGGCAGUUCAGUUAGAUCUUGCGAGACAAACAUACGAAGAGUUGAUCAAGAAUGUUGAGGAAAUUGGAGCUCGGGAAAUCGCAGAACAUUUUCACAAUAGUUCUUCAGUUCGGAUGUCAUUCUCACAGGCUCGCGGGUUUCACUACACUUUUGUCACUCGCGAAGCUGAAACGGUGACCAUACCACGGCAUUUUCUAGAAGUAUUCCGUAAUAGAACGACAGUGACAUUCAACUCCAGACAAGUAAUUGCUUGUAACGAUCGCCUCGAACAAGUUGUAGCUGAAAUUUUUCUUGCGAGUGAUGUGAUCGUCUGUGACAUGAUUGAUCAAAUGCAACCAAUGAUUCCUGUACUUUACUAUGCCAUGGAUGCUCUUUCAACAAUCGACUUUCUCUGUGGACUAGCAACAUAUUCCGAUUCAAGAGACACGUGUCGUCCAUCGUUUGGAAAAUCGUUUUCAGUCAGUCAAGGUCGUCAUCCGAUUCUUGAUUGGGCGGAUUCCGAGAGAACCGUCACAAAUGAUACGUGUUUGACUAGAGAUCGUCGGUUCGGAAUCAUCACAGGACCUAAUAUGGCUGGAAAGUCAACGUAUUUGAAGCAGGCAGCACUGAUUUCGAUAAUGGCUCAAAUUGGAUGCUUCAUUCCAGCAAACUACGCAACACUGCCAGUUUUUACUCGAAUUUUCUCAAGAAUGGGUCAUAAUGAUGAGCUCGUUCGAAACAAAUCAGCAUUCGCUUCCGAGAUGUCAGAUGCUGCGUCCAUUGUACAGUAUGCCGAUGAGAACUCUCUUGUAGUUCUUGACGAGUUGGCACGUAGUACAUCAACAGAAGAAGGGAUUGCUAUCACAUACGCGAUUUGUGAAAAAAUUUUGGAAUUGAAGCAGAGCUAUACAUUCCUGGCCACCCAUUUUCUCGACAUUGCCGCCCUUGCCACUUUCUCCAAUGCUAUUGACAACUAUCACUUUUUGCCGCAAACUGAAGAGAAUUCCCUGAAACGUCACAAGCUAUUACGAGGACAAUAUAAAGGACCAUUAUACGGUAUAACUAGUUUAUUAGGGUUAAAUACCGUAAUCUGCGUUAAAGAUGGUGCAGUCAAUAAAAAUUCUGUAGUUCAAUAA